Messenger RNA from Erpetoichthys calabaricus (reedfish), 1820 nucleotides. It is a transcript of the gene clk4b, whose product is annotated as CDC-like kinase 4b. Bases 167 to 1618 code for a protein of 483 amino acids. Gene Ontology annotation, molecular function: protein tyrosine kinase activity; ATP binding. NCBI's taxonomy places the organism in Eukaryota, Metazoa, Chordata, Cladistia, Polypteriformes, Polypteridae. Gene Ontology annotation, biological process: regulation of RNA splicing; protein phosphorylation. The record is from RefSeq and is a predicted model, not a curated record. The transcript has 13 exons. Gene Ontology annotation, cellular component: nucleus.
GUGGCUUCUUCUAGACUGUUCUCCGCGACGGCCGCCAUUUUAAGGUUUGCGUUUGAAGAGGAAAGGUGAGAGAGGAACGACUCAUCUACGGUAGACUGCGGUAUUAAGGAUUUCCACCGUAUUACCAGUUUUUAUAUAAACAUUUAUACUUUUAUGAUUGUUUAAGAUGCGACAGAACAAGCGGUCUCGCUCCCCUUCUUGGGUUCGCGAUGUUUGCUGGGAUUAUCAGCACAGUUCUAGUCGCAAACGCCGAAAGCGAUCGCACAGCAGCGAGAGGGAGAACAGACAUCGUAAACACCAUCUCAUUAAAAUGACUGAUGGCCAUUACUUGGAGGUGAAGAUGUUGAACGACCAAAUGGACUGCAGAGAGAAGCGUAGGGCUCAUGAAUACAGUGCUUAUUCAUCUGGUUAUGAAAAUGGGCACCCAAAGGAUCAAGACUGGCAUCAUUAUAGUAAAUCAUCUGGUCGAAGUGGUAGAAGUGGGAAGAGUAGGCGAACCAGUAGGCAUAGGAGACAACACAGGAGACAAAGCCAUGACAGUCGUCGCUCACGCUCGAGGAGUCCACGCAGGAAAAGAUCCAGAAGUGUUGAGGAUGAUGAGGAGGGUCACCUGAUCUAUCACAGUGGAGACAUGCUAAGAGCAAGAUAUGAGAUUGUUUGCACUUUGGGAGAAGGAGCUUUUGGAAAAGUUGUAGAAUGCAUUGAUCAUAACAAAGGUGGUGCUCGUGUUGCACUGAAGAUUAUAAAAAAUGUUGAUCGGUAUAGGGACGCUGCCCGAUCUGAGGUUGAAGUAUUAGAAAAAAUAACAGCUUUGGACCCAGAGAGAAAACACUGCUGUGUAAGAAUGCUUGACUGGUUUGACUUUCACGGUCAUGUAUGCAUAGCAUUUGAGUUACUUGGAUUGAGCACCUAUGACUUCCUUAAGGAAAAUGGAUUUAUGCCUUUCCCUUUGGACCAGAUCAGAAUAAUGGCAUACCAGAUCAUCAAGUCUGUUAAUUUUUUGCACCAAAAUAAACUGACACAUACAGACUUGAAACCAGAAAAUAUCCUCUUUGUGAAUUCUGACUACAUAAUGGAAUACAAUGCUAAAAUGAAAAGGGAUGAGAGAACGCUGAGGAACCCUGAAAUUAAGAUAGUUGAUUUUGGCAAUGCAACUUAUGACCAUGAACAUCACAGUUCUGUGGUUUCAACGAGGCAUUACAGGGCUCCUGAGGUUAUUCUUGACCUGGGUUGGACGCAGUCCUGUGAUGUCUGGAGUCUUGGUUGCAUUUUAAUUGAAUAUUAUUUGGGUUUAACAUUGUUUCAGACCCAUGACAGCAAGGAGCAUCUUGCAAUGAUGGAGAGGGUGCUUGGUCCAAUUCCUAAGCAAAUGCUACAAAAAACCAAAAAGAGGAAAUAUGUUCACAAAGACCAGCUGGAUUGGGAUGAGCACAGCUCAGCGGGCAGAUAUGUUAGAAAACACUGCAGGCCAUUAAAGAAUUACAUGUCUUCUAAAAACCAUGAUCAUGACCAGCUCUUCAAUUUAAUUCGAAAAAUGUUGGAGUACGAUCCAGAGAAAAGAAUUACCCUUGCUGAUGCUCUUAAACAUCCGUUUUUUGAUCUCUUGAAGAGGCGAUGAUGUAGCUGUAUACAGGUUUUCCUAUUUAUUGCUCCAAUGGAGAUUAUAUAGACUGCAUCAGUCCUGUGUAGAAACACUGAGGGUAAUCACUGUUCAGGUUUGGGUAAAUUAUUUGUUUGCAUUAAAGUGUCUUCACUGUUGUAAAAAUGGAAUUUGUACUUGAAUACAUGUUUGAAUAAAGCAUUUAAGGUUGUUUAUUGCA